AUGUCUUUCCCAAUCCCAUCUCCAUACCAAUACGACGAUUCCUUCUGCGUUGGAAACGCUGAAAUCAAUGAGCAACAUAAGAAGCUUUUCGAAUUGAUCAAUGCUUUGGACGCCAACAGAACUUGUGGUACCACUUUGAAGACUUUGUUGGACUAUGUUGUUAUGCACUUCAAGACUGAAGAAGAUUUGUUUGCCAAGCACGCUUGGUCUGAAUCUGCUGCUCACAAGGAAAUUCACGACAAGUUUGUUCAAGAUGCUUUGGGUUUGACCUCAGUUGGUGAUGCUGAAAUGCAAUUCAUCAGACAAUGGUUGGUUGAUCACAUUAUGGGAUCUGACAUGAAGUACAAGGGUGUUAUCUAA
Molecule: messenger RNA, 360 nt
Organism: Naegleria gruberi
Lineage: Eukaryota; Heterolobosea; Eutetramitea; Acrasida; Naegleriidae
Exons: 1
Coding region: 1-360 (119 amino acids)
Molecular function (GO): iron ion binding
Source: RefSeq, a predicted model, not a curated record